CAGUAGUAGAGGCUUAACAUGGGCAGCUAAGGGAUAUCUGGGCUGAUAAAAAAUCUAAGGCAAAACAUUUAGCAUUUUUCGGGUAUUUUGCUGUAUCGAGAAUCACCGGGAAAGAAUCUGCAUGUCGAGGAGCUGUGUCUCUUGAAAGUAUUGACCGGUUUGGGAGGUGUUUUGCGUGGCUGUGUGAGCUAGCAGCUAAACGUCAAUUCAGACAGUUAGUACUUUGCUACCGUAGCCUUGAAGUGAAAUUUGUUAGCUUGUAUGACAGCUAGAGUAACUAAAAUUAACCAGGUUGUUUUGAGAUCGUGUGGUUUCAUUUCGCUCGGCGUGCGUGUGAGUUUAUUUAUGCUGCGUAUGACAAAGUGACUGAACUGUAACUGGAUGUUUGCUGAUAGAAAUAGCAGCAGCUAUAGCUAGCAGACUGUUAGCUUGUCAACAAUGGGCUAUAAGAGGUGUUUAAAGACGGCAAGAUCGUUUUAUUUGUUGACCAUCCUGCUGCUAGUCGCUGUCAAAGGAGUAACAGCUGAUGAAGAGCAACACGUAGACGAUGGCCCGGAGCUAAAGUCUUAUCAUGACCCUGACUCUGAUGAGGAGGAUGUUCGUUUGACAUCAGAAAUUGCAGCUGGGGCUUCAGUGUCCGCUGGUCAUGAUGUCUCCCAGCCAGAAGAAGAGAAACCAUCACCUGAGGUCGGGCUGGAGGGAGAGGAGAAGGAGGAUCUGCCCGAGCAGCCUCCUCCAGUUCAGGAGAAACCUAAAGAGGUUCCGGUGGUGAACGGAGGCACAGCACAUGGUGAGCCCUGCAUCUUCCCUUUCCUCUUCCAGGGGCAGGAGUAUUCAGACUGUACCACUGAUGGACGCGGGGAUGGACGGCUGUGGUGUGCUACGACUUAUGACUAUGACCAGGAGAAGAAGUGGGGAUUCUGUGAAACGGAGGAGCAGGCACAGCAGAGACUACAGGCAGAGGAGACAGAGGAACAGUAUCAGUCCAUCCUGAGGGUUCUGAAUACCACGACAAGAAAGACCCAGAAGAGAGAAUUAUACGAAAAGCUGCAGAGAGUAGCAGACAAAGGUCAUCAGAAAGCCAUGGAGAAGGUGGCGUAUGCCAUGCUGUUUGGAGACUAUAUGAAUCAGAACAUCACCAAAGCAAAAGAAAUGUUCGAGAAGCUCGCUGUGGAGGGCUCGCCUAAAGCUCAGACGGCUCUUGGCUUUCUGUAUGCAGCUGGACUUGGCGUCAACUCGAGUCAGGCCAAGGCCUUGGUUUACUACACCUUUGGUGCCCUGGGUGGAAACUUGAUAGCUCACAUGAUCCUGGGGUACAGAUACUGGGGAGGAGUGGGAGUCCCCCAGAGCUGUGAAUCAGCGCUAACACACUACAGGCUGGUGGCAAAUCAAGUGGCCAGUGAUGUGUCUCUGACGGGGGGCUCAGCAGUGCAGAGGAUCAGGCUGCUGGACGAGGUGGAGAACCCAGGAUCAACCAGCGGGAUGCUGGAGGAAGACCUGAUUCAGUAUUAUCAGUUUCUAGCUGAGAAAGGAGAUGUUCAGGCUCAGGUGGGGUUAGGUCAGCUGCACCUGCAUGGAGGACGUGGAGUUGAACAGAACCACCAGAAGGCGUAUGACUACUUCACCCAGGCUGCAAAUGCUGGGAAUACACAUGCUAUGGCUUUCCUUGGCAAGAUGUACUCAGAAGGCAGCGAGUAUCUUCCUCAGAACAACGAGACAGCCCUGCAGUACUUUAAAAAGGCUUCAGACUUGGGUAAUCCAGUGGGACAGAGUGGCCUGGGCAUGGCCUACCUUUAUGGAAGAGGUGUCCCAGUGAACUACGAGCUGGCACUGAAAUAUUUCCAGAAAGCAGCAGAGCAAGGCUGGGUGGACGGACAGCUCCAGCUGGGAACCAUGUAUUACAACGGCAUUGGUGUGAAGCGUGAUUACAAGCAGGCCCUUAAAUUCUUCAACCUAGCCUCACAGGCGAGCCACAUCCUGGCUUUCUACAACCUUGCUCAGAUGCAUGCCACGGGUACAGGAGUGAUGCGCUCCUGUCACACCGCUGUGGAGCUUUUCAAGAAUGUGUGUGAGCGGGGUCGAUGGUCAGAGCGUCUCAUGACGGCCUACGGCAGCUUUAAGGAGGGCGACACAGAUGCUGCGCUGGUCCAGUAUCUGCUGCUGGCUGAGCAGGGCUACGAGGUGGCCCAGAGCAAUGUGGCCUUCAUUCUGGACCAGAAAGGAGCAAAGAUCUUCAGUGAGAAUGAGACAUAUCCACGUGCUCUGCUCCACUGGACAAGAGCUGCAGCACAAGGUUACACUGUGGCGAGGAUAAAACUGGGAGAUUACCACUUUUAUGGCUACGGUACGGACGUGGACUAUGAGACAGCAGUCAUCCACUACAGAUUAGCAUCAGAGCAGCAGCACAGUGCUCAGGCCAUGUUUAACCUGGGCUACAUGCAUGAGAAGGGCCUGGGUAUCAAACAGGACAUUCAUCUAGCCAAGCGUUUCUAUGACAUGGCUGCUGAAGCCAGUCCUGAUGCCCAGGUCCCAGUGUUCCUGGCUCUGUGUAAACUGGGUUUGAUUUACACCCUGCAGUACCUGAAGGAUCUUAAUUUGAAGGAGCUAAUUUCUCAGGUGGACCUGGACCAGCUCCUUGGCCCAGAGUGGGACCUCUACCUCAUGACCGUCAUUGCCCUGCUGCUGGGCACGGUCAUCGCCUACAGACAGCGCCAACACCAAAUCAUAGUCCCCCCUCGUCCGCCAGCUCCUGCCCCUCAACCUGCUCCGGCCCCGCCUCCAAGACCGCCUCAGGAGCAGACGCAAGCCCCGGCUGAGCCGCAGGGUCAGGGAGAAACACAAGCCCAGGACCCGGCCCCCGAGGAGGAACAGCAGCAGCAGUGAGAGCAAAUCAGACAGAGGGACGUUUUGAAAAGAGACUUGGGAUGCUGCUGAACUGUGCAGGCUGAUAAAUCCAUAUCUAAUACAGAUCUGCUGGUCCGCUGCUGAAGACAAAUGGGGGGAUGCUCACGGACAUGGUGUAGAGAGGGAAACACAGACACGGACUCACUAAUCUGUGACUCAGGACACUGCCAGAAUCCUCUCUUCCCCCCAAACAUGGAAAUAACCCCACAGCUGCCACAUUUAAGGCUUUUUGGACUUAACUUAUCAAAAAAGUCUACAUGUUUGGAAUCUGAUAUGUGCGUUAGUUCAGCUCAUGUUCCCUUCUUCUUAUGAGAAAAUCACACCCAGUUGAGCUGCUUCACUCCUCAUCUAGAGCAGCAUUUAGAGGAAAGAAGCUUCAGAAAGGAAAUAUGAUGUUGAAAAAGUUAAUUUGCUACAGAAAGUCAUGUCCUUGCAUGUUUUUCUUGCGUUAUUUUGCAGGCUUUAAUUUUAGGCACUUUUGUUUCAGACACUUCAUGAGUGAACAAGUUUAUUACUUCUCCUGUUCAGUCAACUUCAGAUUAAUUUGACUAACCCCCAGUUCAGGGAGUUAGUUAACAGUGCUAAGUCAUUCUUGAGACAUUGUGUUACUAGUACAAGAAGAAGGCUGUUUGCGUUUUAAAAGGUGGACUAGAAGGAUAGAUACAUUUUAAGAUCACGUUGAUGUUUCUUAGAUUUCCGACUGUGAAGACACACAUGAGAAGUCAGAACUAAUCUGUCAGACACGGAUCCUGUUUGAAAUCCAUGCUGACACUUGGUGAAAGCAGAGUUCAAGGGUUUUUUUAAAUUAUAAAAAAUCAAAGUCCUGUGGAAAACUUUUUUGAGGUGGAGGGUACAUCAGUGUGGGAUUUUUCCAUUAACAGUCUUUUUGUCAUUCUUAUACUUGGAUUUGGUUCGUCUCAUCCCACAGAGCCUGUUUUUCUAAGCCGUGUGUUAGCUGAGGCAGAACUAGAGCAGCCUUAAAUAUAACAGGAUCUCAAACUCUGGAUUGUCUCCACACAAGAGGAAGCAAAAUCUUUUAUUUUGUGAGUGUGUGUGUGUGUUUUCGUUACACAACUUCAGCAGUUGUGAGAACUUCCACCCCCUCACCAAAAGUCAGGGUUGGAGCUGUGAGCUCUGCCUACACGUUUCAGCUCAUAUGGACCUAAAUGUAAAAAAAAAAACAAAAACUAGGGCUUGUUUAGGCCAGACAGUAUUUAUGAAAACAAGAUGAGAAACUUCUGAUUUUGCCACAUGGAGACCAUUUGUUCUGUUCUACAAUAUGUGCUUGUUGCUAGACUUACUGAGAAGUCAUCUGCCGAUACAUCUGCAUGAAGUCAAAAAGGAUGGAAAAAUGUUAUCUGUAGGAGGAGAAGACAUAGUACCUGCGCCACAAAUGAAACACUGGUGAAGAUUGUCAAGCUGACUGCAUUUUUACCAUCGCAGGACAAGUUUAUAAGAAAUUAAUAAAUGAUAUAAGGAUA
This is a messenger RNA of Cheilinus undulatus (humphead wrasse), 4385 nucleotides long. RefSeq names its product SEL1L adaptor subunit of ERAD E3 ubiquitin ligase (gene sel1l). The coding region runs from base 439 to 2883 and encodes 814 amino acids. Lineage: Eukaryota; Metazoa; Chordata; Actinopteri; Labriformes; Labridae. Gene Ontology annotation, biological process: ERAD pathway. Gene Ontology annotation, cellular component: endoplasmic reticulum membrane. The transcript is spliced from 21 exons. Gene Ontology annotation, molecular function: protein binding. The record is from RefSeq and is a predicted model, not a curated record.